AUUGUCCGCUAAUCUUAUAAUGGAGUGCAUUGAUUGGCACAUGGAAUUGGGAAAUUUGGUCACACUUAAUCUGGCUCAAAACAGAUUGAAAAAACUAACUGGUUUGCGUAAACUCUUAUCGUUAGUGAAUUUAGAUGUUAGCUGUAAUCAAAUUGAAGAUUUGGAAGAAGUUGAUAAUAUAGCCUGUUUACCAAUAUUGGAAAAUCUACGCUUAACUGGGAAUCCACUUGCGGGGAGUGUAGAUUAUAGACCGCGUGUUUUAGCACGAUUCCAUGAGCGAGCUGUCGAAAUUUCACUUGACAGUGAACCAGGCACGCAAAACGAGUUAGAUACUGCCUUAGUAUUAUCUGCCUUAUUAAAAUCAAAAAUGCGACAAAACAAUCGUACACCGAAAUAACAUUUCGCGCUGUGUGGUUCUGAUUCCGAGUUAGCUGGUCGCCAAAUUUUAGUUAACAUAAAAAGGAUUUUAAGCUAAAACUUAAGUAAUUGAGUACUUAUGAAAGAAUCAAGUGUGAGCAAAAGUUAUCGUCAUCAUUCUGGACGAAGUUCACGUUCACCAUCAAGAGAAUAUAGCCGAGAAAGAGAUCGAAAAUAUCGUAGCAGACGGCAGCGUUCGGAUUCACCUCCUCAACACUACAAAAAAUAUAAGAAAUCCAAAAAAUCAAAAAAAUAUUCCAGACGAAGUAGUAGCUCAUCAUCUUCUAGAAGUGACUCCAGUAGUAAUAGUAGCAGUCGUGGAAGCCGAUACUCUAAAAAAUCUAGUUCUCGUUCAAGAAAAGUAUGUUUACCAAGUUCCGAUAGCAAUUCUCACUCAGCAAAAUCCAUUGUGACACCGAAAUUGGAUUUAUUAGAUGCACAAGUACAGAAAGUAUUAACUACUAUUGAAGAAGACGUUUUUAAACCGCAGUCAUUUUUAAGUACUCGCAAUAGAGAUGCUCCACCAAAAGCAUCAACUUCUGAAAAGGUAAUUAUUGAUCUCAACUCAGAUACAAUAACUAUACCGAAGGCUGCAGACACUAUUGAAGAAAAUUUGGAACAUGAAUACUUUCAUCCAAAUUUUAUUGGCGAACAAGAAAAUAAAAUCGAAAAAUGGAUUAAAAGAUUGUAUAAUUAUCGACAAAAAUUUAUUUAA
Messenger RNA from Teleopsis dalmanni, 1132 nucleotides. RefSeq names its product ADP-ribosylation factor-like protein 6-interacting protein 4. Lineage: Eukaryota; Metazoa; Arthropoda; Insecta; Diptera; Diopsidae. Bases 497 to 1132 code for a protein of 211 amino acids. The transcript is spliced from 4 exons. The record is from RefSeq and is a predicted model, not a curated record.